Messenger RNA from Xyrauchen texanus (razorback sucker), 3115 nucleotides. Its product is annotated as SANT and BTB domain regulator of class switch recombination-like. The transcript is spliced from 21 exons. NCBI's taxonomy places the organism in Eukaryota, Metazoa, Chordata, Actinopteri, Cypriniformes, Catostomidae. The record is from RefSeq and is a predicted model, not a curated record.
CUUGUAAAGUCAGACCAGUUCCUUUCAUUAUUACUAUUCGUAUGUGUGAAUGUGAACUUUACUCGCAUCCUUGAUGAAUUAUCGUGAAUCAGAUCAUCUCCGUUGAUGUUAUUCAAACUAUCCAGGCAGUGUGCAGCACCGCUCAGCUGGUAUGAAAGAAGAGCGCCACUACCAGAGGAAACAACGCGUAAAUCUGGAAGAGGAAAUGAAUCAUCUUUGCUCUGUCAAUAAUAACUUCCCAUAUGACAACAACCUCCUGGUGUUGGAUAUGGUCCUGAGCUCAGUUUGGGCAACACCUAAGCCAAUCAACUGGGAGAAUGUUGCUAAGUUGGUGCCAGGGUUUACACCUAAAGAGUGUGCACGAAGGUUUGAAGAGCUGAAGACUACUGGCAGUUUUCCUCAUGUUGACGACCAGUGUAACCCACUGACCGGAGCGGUGGGCUCUCCAACCGAACCCUUUUCCUCCUAUAUCAAAUCCAAACUAUUGGACAUAACUGGAGAGACAGAGGAACCACAGUCCAAUCAGGGAACUCUCUCUGUGUCAGGCCUCACUGUGAUCCCUAAUGGUCGAGGAGGCUCUGCAGAAAGUGAGAUUACAGAUCCUGAAGAAAAGGUUGAGAGGACAGAAGGGGGUAAAAGCCCCAACAUGGUCAUCCACGUGUGUGACGAGGCAAAGAACCUGAAGCAGGACUUUGUGUGUCCGAGGUACCUGUUGGUGAGAGAGAUGCGUUACUUUGAAGAGUAUCUGUCUGUGGACCCACAGCGCUGGGACGAGGUAGAAAUUUCUGUCCACUGUGAUGUCCAGAUCUUCGACUGGCUAAUGAACUAUGCCAAGAGUCACAGCACUGAACAGUCGCAUGGAAAAAACCUUGACAAGCCCAAAUUGGAGCACAGCAAUGUCAUCUCUAUCCUGAUCUCCUCCGAGUUCUUGAAGAUGGAAACUUUAGUUGAGGAGUGUAUCCAGUUUUGUCACAAACACAUGUGUGCCAUUAUAGCAACGCCAUGCAAUAUGAACAGCAUCAACAACAAACUGGCCGGACACAUUGCUGAUCAAUUCAGCCACAAUGAGGCAGAUGACCUCAAUGACAAAAAAGACAAAUUCAAAAGCAAACUGUUUCAGAAGAAGAUUGAGAGAUUGUUUGAUCCUGAUUAUCAGAAUCACGACUCUCCUGGUAACGCAUCUACUUUGCACCGAUGUGGACUUUGCCUUAAGCUUCUAACCAAAGAAACAGAGAGAAAAAUCCCUUGUGUUCCAAACAAAAUCAACAUAGACACCCGGGGGAACAUUAUAUUCACUCACACCAGACAUAAGACAUGGGAGGUACAUGCGUAUUUAAAUGGACUUUAUGAAGAGUUGAAGUCCUGGGUUCUGGUCUACUGGAGGAUCUGGGGCACUAUCAAUUUCCUCACCUGCACGUAUUGCAAACAGGCAUUCCUGUGUAAAGAGUUGGGCCAAUGUAAAUACCACCCAGAGGCCGUUGUGUAUCCUGGUAUCAGGACAGAUCAUAAAUGGCACGGCAUAGGUCAUUACCCCUGCUGCAACCAGAGAGACCUACGAUUUGAACCCUCCUCCAUGCCCAAGGGCUGUAAAAUAUGAGACCACACUGUGAGUGCGCCAGAUGGUGAAAACUGUGGCGAUCACAAUGUAAACCCAACGCAGACCAGAAUACUGGAUGACUUGCUGCUACACAGAGAGGCUGUGUGUGUGCCCGAGAGCUCUGAGGACCCUUCUGCAGGCAGUCAACACAUGUCAGGCUGUGAUAUAACGCUUCAGCCAGGGGUGCUUACAGCUCACAGACCUGGGGAAACCACAGCUUUUUCACUGUUAAAAAACUGUCUGCAGCUGUGGCAGCAGUCUAUGUUGUCUGAAGAUGAGUACACUACAGGGUCAGAGGACACAGAGGAUGAGUUUGGGGAUGAAGAACACACUUCAAAAAAACAAGCUGCAAAAAAGGCAAGGAAAUCUGGCAAACCUUUGAAAAGAGAAGUGUCCUCACCAAAUUUCCAGCGUAAAGAGAAAUCUGUAGAGAAGGUGCCUUCUCGAGACUCAACCCCAUUCAUCAUCAACAUCCAGAAGAAUAAGUGGGAUAGCACUCGCUCCAUGAGGUACAAUCAGGACGCACAGAGGGAGGAGGAUCAGAGGAGAAUGGAAGAGAUUAUAGCAAAUCUCACUAAAAUGCGCAUUGGUGACCAGGAGCAGACAAAAUUUAAAGACAUCAAAGAGCCUGCUGGGGGGAUCUAUUCUAGACUGGAGGCCCAGUUAAAGGCCUCUUCUCAUCCCAGUGGAAGACACAGCAGCUCAGAGAAAACUCUACGAGCCAAGACACGCUCUGGGCCAUCAAGGCCGACUUAGAGAAUAGAUGGAGUUGAGAGGAUGAGUUUGUCAAGAGGAGUAAAGAGGUUGCUGCUGUUUGACAAGCUAGAAGAAACUACCGCUCUCUUCGUCCAUCCUUUGCUCUGCUCCUCACCCCCCUCUCCAAAGUCCAGCCAGACACAACAAGAAUAGCAUUAGAAUCCGUUACAAUCCUGUGAGAAGAAUGGAAUGCUGGCAGAGUCGGUGAUGUCAUAACUAUAGCUAUAAAACAUUAACAAUGGACCUAAUAGAACCUUCAGUUGCACUGCAAACAAUACAAGCUUUUGGCUGCUAUUGAAUUGGUUGCAACAACUGUGCAUCCUCUUCCUGCAUCUGUAUGAGUCACACAAGUACUGUUGGAUUAUAUUUUGCAUCUUUUGCUUUAUCUCAUCUCUUUCUGCCUCAGGAUGCAUCCCAGCCUCAGUGCAUUGUAACGUCCAUGCCAAUGCAUCAUUCUAGUCGACUCAAGUGACCAGACAAAGCUCAUAUCCGUGGUACUGACCCUGCACUUUAAGCCGUCUUAAUGCAAUGACUUAAACCUGUAUAAUGCAAAGGAGACUGUAUAGAGAGGUUGAUGCUGACCAUUAAAGACUAAUUCUUGUGAGGUCUAUGACUAUAUUGCUCUCCAGAGCUAUCAGAACUGUGCUAUUUGGACUUAUAUGAUGUGGACAGUUGGGGUAGAAAACUGAAUAAAUAGUCAUUUAAAAUAAGUCUCUCUCUUUUUUUUUUACUAGUUUACUUUACAAUUGCUUUAAGUUACAA